AUGUCUUUCCUCCCCCGCCUCCACCUCUUCGAGAUCGCCGACCAGCCAUGGUGUCCCCACAAGGCGAUCGAAUAUGCCCAGCUAUGCCUAACCCACUGCUGGAAUUUGCGCCUACCGCCAGUCGCUAAGGUCUCUUCAGCCGUGGUUGCCUGCGAAGUCCUUGCAGAUAACUUCCCCGACCUCUCGUCCUUCACGUUUGUCGAUCUGGGCUCGGGCGCCGGUGGCCCAUCCGCCACCUUUGAGAGACUUCUCAACGCCCGCCUGCGGGCUCAGCACCUCCCUCCAGCCCAGUUCCUGCUGACCGACCUCAAUCCUCACCCUCGCGAAUGGGCUGCUCUCACCAAACAGCAAAAAAGUAUCUCAUACAUCUCUGAACCAGUCGAUGCGUCAAAAUGUGGUCGAUUGGUCCCACAAAACCGGAAGGAAUGCCGAAUGUUCAACGUAGCUUUCCAUCAUUUCGACGACCCGCUUGCUGUACCCAUGUUGCGGAGUGCGAUUGAGUCGGCUGAUGCAUUCAUUAUUUUCGAACUCACCGCACGCGAUCUCAGCUCGAUGCUAAUAUUACCAGGCCUGAUACUGAUCGCAUGUCAAUACACCCUGCUGCGAUUCUGGCGGUCGCCCUUACAUUUGAUUUUCACAUUUGUGUUGCCUUUGGCACCUCUGCUGAUGGUUUUUGAUGGCUUUGUGUCUAUCAUGCGCUGUCGGACUUCGGAUGAACUCCACGAUCUGGUCAGACGGACGGAUGCACCUGGUUUGGAGAACUGGGAGUUUCGGUCGGGGAAGUCGCCGGUUAUGUAUCCGACUACGAAUGUGCAUUGGUUUAUGGGGGUGAAGAAGACGGCGAAGUAA
Molecule: messenger RNA, 849 nt
Organism: Aspergillus luchuensis
Lineage: Eukaryota; Fungi; Ascomycota; Eurotiomycetes; Eurotiales; Aspergillaceae
Exons: 2
Coding region: 1-849 (282 amino acids)
Source: RefSeq, a predicted model, not a curated record